CAGACAAAAAGGAACCAGCUUGAAAGUAUACUAUCAGAUACCCAGUUGUCUCGCUUCAAACGUCUCCGGUUAGCUUCAUUGAUAGAGCUGAAGCUCCUCUUCUACAUCGCUGCCCCUGCAGUGAUAGUCCACAUGAUCAACUAUCUCAUGUCCAUGUCCACCCAGAUCUUCUCCGGCCACCUUGGUAACCUCGAGCUCGCCGCCUCCUCCCUUGGCAACACUGGCAUCCAAGUCUUCACCUACGGCCUCCUCCUGGGAAUGGGGAGUGCAGUGGAGACCCUGUGUGGGCAAGCCUAUGGUGCAUCCAAGUAUGAAAUGCUAGGGAUAUACCUUCAGAGAUCAACGAUCCUUCUGAUGCUAACUGGGGUCCCACUCACACUGAUCUACAUCUUCUCCAAGCCAAUCUUGAUACUUCUCGGCCAAUCAUCAAGGAUCGCAUCGGCCGCUGCCAUGUUCGUGUACGGCUUGAUCCCUCAGAUCUUUGCUUACGCAGCCAACUUUCCAAUGCAGAAAUUCUUGCAAUCACAGAGUAUUGUGGGUCCCAGCGCUUACAUAUCGACGGCUACGCUGCUUAUGCAUUUGUUGCUAAGCUGGGUAGUGGUGUACAAGAUCAGGCUUGGGUUGUUAGGGGCUUCCUUGGUGCUGAGCCUGUCGUGGUGGAUCAUAGUGGUGGCCCAGUUCAUAUACAUCGCCAAGAGUGAACGUUGCAAGCGCACCUGGACCGGGUUCACCCUACAAGCUUUCUCCGGGUUGCCCGACUUCUUUAAGCUAUCAGCUUCUUCGGCUGUGAUGCUGUCCUUGGAGACUUGGUAUUUUCAGAUUCUGGUUUUGCUUGCCGGUUUGCUCCCAAACCCGCAGGUGGCUUUGGAUUCACUCUCUAUUUGCAUGACGAUAGCUGGGUGGGUUUUCAUGAUCUCGGUUGGGUUCAAUGCAGCUGCAAGUGUGAGAGUGAGCAAUGAGCUUGGAGCAGGAAAUCCAAAAUCGGCAGCGUUCUCAGUGAUGAUAGUGACUUCAAUAUCAUUCAUAAUCGCAGUGAUCCUGGCUAUAGUCGUGUUGGCAAUGCACCAUUAUAUUAGCUAUGCCUUCACAAGUGGUGAAAUUGUUGCUGAUGCAGUCUCUGAGCUUUGCCCCUUGUUGGCCAUUAAUCUCAUCCUCAACGGAAUCCAACCUAUCCUAUCAGGUGUGGCUGUUGGGUGUGGUUGGCAAAAAUUUGUGGCCUACGUUAAUGUGGGAUGCUACUACGUUGUUGGGAUCCCUUUAGGGACUGUUCUUGGUUUUAAGUUCAAUUUUGGUGCUAAGGGAAUAUGGUGUGGGAUGAUAGGAGGGACUGCAAUGCAGACGAUGAUUUUAAUAUGGGUUACUUAUCGAACGGAUUGGAAAAUGGAAGUGGAGAAAGCCAAGAAACGCUUGGAUAAAUGGAAAUUAAUGGAAGUAACACCAGGAAAUUAA
Molecule: messenger RNA, 1449 nt
Organism: Telopea speciosissima
Lineage: Eukaryota; Viridiplantae; Streptophyta; Magnoliopsida; Proteales; Proteaceae
Product: protein DETOXIFICATION 40-like
Exons: 7
Coding region: 133-1449 (438 amino acids)
Biological process (GO): xenobiotic detoxification by transmembrane export across the plasma membrane
Cellular component (GO): membrane
Molecular function (GO): xenobiotic transmembrane transporter activity; antiporter activity
Source: RefSeq, a predicted model, not a curated record